ACAACAACAACAGGGACAAGUGCAACACAAGCAAAAACAACAACACAGUUAACCACUCCAUUAACAACCCGUUCAACAACGAAAUCACCUCCUGAAAUGGUUAAGAAUGUGACUGUGUUGAGACAAAAUGAGAGCAGUAUAACUCUGAUGUGGGACAAGGUUAACAACAUCUCAACAUACUUCCUACAAUAUGAUAAGAAGGAGGACUCUAUCAACGCAGUGAAAGGGUCAUCAGUUGAACAUGUGGUUACCUCCCUGAGUCCUGGAAGAAAAUAUAAGUUCACUCUCAUCACUGCGUUUGAGGGAAUCAACAGCACUGGAUACACAUUUGAAGCUGUCACUGUGCCCCUUAAUGCAGAAAAUUUCACAUCAGCUGGACAAAAUGAGACCAGCAUAACUCUGCAGUGGAAAAAAGUGAAGGACAUCCUCAAUUAUACACUUGAGUACAAUAGAACAGUGAUAAAUAUCUCUGCAUCACCGGGGUUAGAAAACGUGGAUCAAACAAUCUCGGAGCUCACAAGUGGGACUAAAUACAACUUCACUCUCUUCACUGUGUUUGAAACUGUCAGAAGCAGCGGAGUAAUAUACUCUGCAGCCACUGCUCCUGAAAUGGUUAAGAAUGUGACUGUGUUGAGACAAAAUGAGAGCAGUAUAACUCUGACGUGGGACAAGGUUAACAACAUCUCAACAUACUUCCUACAAUAUGAUAAGAAGGAGGAAUCUAGCAACGCAGUGGAAGGGUCAUCAGUUGAACAUGUGGUUACCUCCCUGAGUCCUGGAAGAAAAUAUAACUUCACUCUCAUCACUGCGUUUGAGGGAAUCAGCAGCACUGGAUACACAUUUGAAGCUGUCACUGCUCCCCUUAAUGCAGAAAAUUUCACAUCAGCUGGACAAAAUGAGAUCAGCAUAACUCUGCAGUGGACAAAAGUGGAUGGCUUUCCCAACUAUAUCCUUAAGUUCAAUGAAAAAGAGAUAAAUGUCCCAACAUCAGAGGGAAAUUCAGUGACACAAAUAAUUUCAGAUCUCACAAAUACAACGAAAUACAUCUUCACUCUCUUCACUGUGUUUGAAACUGUCAGAAGCAGUGGAGUAAACAUCACUGCAUUUACUGCUCCUAGAAAUGUGAAUAAUGUGACUGUGUUGACUCAAAAUGAGAGCAGUAUAUCUCUGACGUGGGACAAGGUUAACAACAUCUCAACAUACUUCCUACAAUAUGAUAAGAAGGAGGACUCUAGCAACGCAGUGGAAGGGUCAUCAGUUGAACAUGUGGUUACCUCCCUGAGUCCUGGAAGAAAAUAUAACUUCACUCUCAUCACUGCGUUUGAGGGAAUCAGCAGCACUGGAUACACAUUUGAAGCUGUCACUGCUCCCCUUAAUGCAGAAAAUUUCACAUCAGCUGGACAAAAUGAGAUCAGCAUAACUCUGCAGUGGACAAAAGUGGAUGGCUUUCCCAAUUAUAUCCUUAAGUUCAAUGAAAAAGAGAUAAAUGUCCCAACAUCAGAGGGAAAUUCAGUGACACAAAUAAUUUCAGAUCUCACAAAUACAACGAAAUACAUCUUCACUCUCUUCACUGUGUUUGAAACUGUCAGAAGCAGUGGAGUAAACAUCACUGCAUUUACUGCUCCUAGAAAUGUGAAUAAUGUGACUGUGUUGACUCAAAAUGAGAGCAGUAUAUCUCUGACGUGGGACAAGGUUAACAACAUCUCAACAUACUUCCUACAAUAUGAUAAGAAGGACUCUAGCAACGCAGUGGAAGGGUCAUCAGUUGAACAUGUGGUUACCUCCCUGAGUCCUGGAAGAAAAUAUAACUUCACUCUCAUCACUGCGUUUGAGGGAAUCAGCAGCACUGGAUACACAUUUGAAGCUGUCACUGUUCCCUCAAAGGUGGCUUUGGUCAAUGUGACUGAACGCUCUGUGAACAGCAUAACCCUGAUGUGGACAAAAGUGAAAAAAGACUGGGGCUACUUUAUCCAAAUUAAUGAGGAAAAUUACCAAGUUCGCCCAAAUACAACCAUUAAUGUUGUGUCCUAUCCAAUCACGUCUCUUAAGCCUGGAACAGAGUAUCGAUUCAGCGUGAUCACGGUGUUCUCUGAUCUCAACAGCACUGCUUACAAAGGCUUUACAGUAACAGCCAUAAACUGUACCGAUGUAGCCUGGCGUGUUACUAACUCAUCAAUCAAAGGACUGAUUAAAGGCUUGUUCUCGAAUGCAACAGCCACCUAUCACUCGCAAACUCAUGUCAGUCCUGAAGGUGAAAAUGUGUCAUUUACCGGCCUUUACCCUGGUGCGACCUAUGAAGUGUCUCUUGUGUACGAAAGAGAUUCAACAUUCUUUCUGCAGUGUAGCCACAAGCUGACAAUCUUUCCUCCAUAUUUAAGUGCUCACUGUGAGUACUGGGCAGCGGGCUAUUCUGUCUCCGUUGUCUGGAAUAAACCGGAUGGUGUGUGGACUUCAGUGGAAGUGAACGUGACUGGAAAAACUCACAUAGUGUCUGAAAAUAUGGAACAGCAUCUCAUAAUAUCUGGAGUCCUACCGGCCAGAAAAUAUGAGGUGUCUUUAGCUUCACUGUCUGGGACCGUAAGGAGUUCUGACCCAUUUGUUUUUUCGUGUCUUACUGAUCCGAGAGGAGUCAUUGCAGGGUCUGUAUUUGCUGUGCUGCUUUUUGGUGUCCUGGUCUGUCUGGCUGUCUUCAUUUUUUUGAAAAGACCAGAUAUCAUCAGCAGAAAAAAGCCAUUCAUUGGUGGUUCCAGACAAUCCAAUAAAAAGUGCAAAGCUAUUUCUGUGGCAAAGUUUCCAGACCACUUCUACCAAUUAUGUGCGGACGAGAACAGAGGUUUCAGCCAGGAAUAUGAGAGCCUCGUUCCUGUUGGCACAGAGCAAACAAAAAAGGCAGCUAUUCUACCUGAGAACAAACCGAAGAAUCGUUUCAACAAUGUCCAGCCAUAUGACUGGUGUCGGGUGAAGCUAACUACAUCCAAUCUCAAUAAUACCUCUGACUACAUUAAUGCCAGUUACAUGCCAGGCUACAACAGCAAAAGCGAGUACAUUGCCAGUCAGGGUCCUCUGCCCUCCACAGUCAAUGAAUUCUGGAGGAUGAUCUGGGAACAAAAGGUGAAAGGCAUCGUCAUGGUAACCAACUGCACUGAGGGAGGACGGACUAAGUGUGAACGAUACUGGCCUGCAGACAGUAAGCCUUGCCCUUACGGAGAGCUGUCGGUCACCAUCAGAUCUGAGCAGCAGGAGCCCGACUGGACACUGAGGGAAUUUAGAGUGAAACAUAUGAACUCAGCGGAGCGCACAGUGAAACAUUUUCACUUCACUGCCUGGCCUGACCAUGGAGUCCCACAGGGCACAGAAGUCCUGAUCCAGUUCAGAGGACUGGUGAGACAGCACAUAGAGAGAGAAGGGGAUGGAGCACCAACUGUGGUUCACUGCAGUGCUGGAGUGGGGAGGACAGGCACUCUCAUUGCCCUGGAUGUGCUGCUUCAGCAGCUAGAGAAAGAAAGAGCAGUGGGCAUCCAUGGCUUUGUGCACAAGAUGAGACUGAGCCGACCAUACAUGGUGCAAACAGAGUCCCAGUAUGUUUUUCUGCACCAAUGCAUCAUGGACUGUCUGCAGCCAAAUGAGAAGACUGAAGAGCACAUAUAUGAGAAUGCAGACAUGAUAUACGCCAAUGCCACUGCACUCCGAGAACUUCGUCAAACAAAUGCCUAAACUAAACAAGAUUGCUAGCACUGAAGUCAGUCUUUUAUGCACUAAAUGAAAAACAUUCUAAAUUCUACAUGUGGUAUUUUGUUAUAUAAACCGUAAAUAUGAAAAACAUUUCUUAUAUAUAUUUACUGUACAUGCAUAGCACUCUUCUUAUUUUAACUUGUAAAUUUCUGUUCCUUUCAUCUAUAAAGUGUAAAAUUAUUAUUAUCAUCAUCAUCA
This is a messenger RNA of Sander lucioperca (pikeperch), 3930 nucleotides long. RefSeq names its product receptor-type tyrosine-protein phosphatase H. Gene Ontology annotation, molecular function: protein tyrosine phosphatase activity; protein binding. Lineage: Eukaryota; Metazoa; Chordata; Actinopteri; Perciformes; Percidae. The transcript has 21 exons. The record is from RefSeq and is a predicted model, not a curated record. Gene Ontology annotation, biological process: protein dephosphorylation. Bases 97 to 3714 code for a protein of 1205 amino acids.